Messenger RNA from Emiliania huxleyi CCMP1516, 1128 nucleotides. RefSeq lists its product as hypothetical. Lineage: Eukaryota; Haptophyta; Isochrysidales; Noelaerhabdaceae. The record is from RefSeq and is a predicted model, not a curated record. The transcript is spliced from 5 exons. Bases 1 to 1128 code for a protein of 375 amino acids. Gene Ontology annotation, biological process: protein dephosphorylation. Gene Ontology annotation, cellular component: cytosol. Gene Ontology annotation, molecular function: phosphatidylinositol-3,4,5-trisphosphate 3-phosphatase activity; protein tyrosine phosphatase activity.
AUGAGCGAGUCCACGCUGCCGGACGGGGCGGAGGAGGAGAGCGCCGCCGAGGCUGAAGGCGCCGAGGAGAGCGAGCCCGCCGAGGCUGCACCGUCGCCCGACAUCCGUCCGGUUCGGGCGGUCCCCGCCGGGAGGCUGCGCCAGUGGCUCGGCGAGCUCUCUCCAGCCGAGGUGGACGAGGGCUCACCGACGCUCGCCGUCCUCUCCUCGCUCGCCCGCGCGGGCUACGAGGGCACCAUCGCCCUUGCUGGGGCGCAGGCCGCUCAGCCACCGCUGCGGCGGCUGCGAGGGCUCGUGUCUGGCUCAAAGCAGCGCUUCCGCCGUGACGGCUUCGACCUCGACUUGACCUACGUCACUCCAACACUGCUCGCGCUCGGCCUGCCCGCCUCAGGCCUGCUGGAGCCGCUGUACCGCAACCCUCUCUCCGAGGUGCGGACCUUCCUCGAGCGCUUCCACGGCCGAGGAGGCUUCACCCUGGUCAACCUGUGCAACGAGCGCGACUACCUCGAUGCCGACUUCCCCUCCGCCGCCGCCGUCCUCCGGUACCCGUCCGAAGACCACCACGCGCCUCCGCUGCAGCAGAUCCUCGCCUUUUGCGUCGCGAUCGACCAGGCCCUCCGCAUCAUCGGGCAUUCCAACGGAGGCAUGGGCGCGGGCGCGGAGUCGGAUGCGCCGGUUGUGGCGGUGCAUUGCAAGGCGGGCAAGGGGCGCACCGGCGUCAUGCUCGCCGCGUACCUGGUCUGGUCGCGCCACGAGGGGUGCGAGGACGCGGGUGCGGCCCUGUCCUUCUUUCGCAGGGUGCGGACGUCCGACGGGGACGCCGUGGUCAACCCAUCGCAAGUGCGGUACGUGCACCACUUCGCCUCCCUCGCCGCCACGCCCGAGGUCGAGCGGCCGCGGCUGCUGCAGGGCGCCCCCGUCACUCUCCUCGCUGUCGGCCUCUCUCGUGUCUCGCCGCCGGUGGUAUGUGCGCCGGAUGACGGGGAGGUGCUGCUGGCGCUGCCCGCGGGCGGGGUGCACGCCUGCGGGGAGGCGGAGGUGGACUUGGUCGACGUGAGCCCCCGGUUCGCCGAGGACUUUGUGCUUUGGCUCUACUACCUCGAGGAGGAGGGGCAGGGGGGGGAGUGA